This is a messenger RNA of Pollicipes pollicipes, 2834 nucleotides long. It is a transcript of the gene Gbeta5, whose product is annotated as guanine nucleotide-binding protein subunit beta-5. Gene Ontology annotation, molecular function: protein binding. The record is from RefSeq and is a predicted model, not a curated record. Gene Ontology annotation, biological process: signal transduction. The transcript has 7 exons. The coding region runs from base 79 to 1143 and encodes 354 amino acids. NCBI's taxonomy places the organism in Eukaryota, Metazoa, Arthropoda, Thecostraca, Pollicipedomorpha, Pollicipedidae.
CCGACGGCUGCCAGCGUGUCUGUGUGAGCGGCGGCCCGCGUCCAGCCAUCGCUGCAGCGCUGCGCCUCACCAGCCAACAUGGCUGCCGACGACACCGCCGGCGAGAGCCAGCAGAGCAGCGUCGAGGCCCUGCGCAAGGAGAUCGAGUCCCUCAAGGUCAAGCUGGAUGAGGAGCGUCAGAAGAUGAACGACGUGACCGUAUCCACAGUGGCCGGCCGCCUGGAGCCGAUCGGUCCACUCAACAUCAAGUCCCGUCGCGUGCUCAAGGGCCACCAGGGCAAGGUGCUGGGUCUCGACUGGUCUCAGGACAAGCGUCACGUGGUCUCCUCCUCCCAGGACGGUAAGAUGAUCCUGUGGGACGCGUUCACGACCAACAAGGAGCACGCGAUCACCAUGCCGACCACGUGGGUGAUGGCGUGCGCGUACGCCCCCAGUGGCAACGCUGUCUGCUGCGGCGGGCUCGACAACAAAGUCACCAUCUACCCGCUGAGCAUGGACGAGGACAUCUCCUCCAAGAAGCGCACUGUCGGCACGCACACCAGCUACAUCUCGUGCUGCUGCUUCCCCAACUCGGAUCAGCAGAUCCUGACGGGCAGCGGCGACGCGGCGUGCGCUCUCUGGGACGUCGAGUCGGGCAGCCUCCUGCAGAACUUCCUGGGCCACCAGGCCGACGUCAUGACACUCGACCUGGCUCCCUCUGAGACGGGCAACACAUUCGUGUCCGCGGGCUGCGACAAGACAGCCAUGCUCUGGGACAUGCGAACCGGCAACUGCGUGCAGACCUUCGAGGGGCCGGCUGCCGACAUCAAUACCGUCAAGUUCUACCCCAGCGGCGACGCCAUCGCCACCGGUUCGGACGACGCCACGUGUCGCCUGUUCGACCUGCGCGCUGACCGCGAGGUGGCCUGCUACACCAAGGACAGCAUCAUCUUCGGCGUGAACGCGCUGGACUUCUCCGUGAGCGGACGCCUCCUGUUCGCCGGCUACAACGACUACACCAUCAACAUAUGGGACUCACUCAAAGCCACGCGCAUCUCGGUGCUCUACGGCCACGACAACCGAGUCUCGUGUCUGCAAAUGAGCCCAGACGGCACCGCCUUCUGCACCGGCAGCUGGGACUUCACGCUGAAGGUGUGGGCCUGAACGGCAGGCUCAGGCAGUGAGACGUUUCUCAAAAGGGCACAAAGAGGGACCAGCGCGGGCUGGGCACGGUGGCCGCGACAGACCAGCGCCGCUGCUCCCGACCGCCGGCCGCAGCACGCCUGCAACGGCUGAUGUGAACUCGAUCUCUAUUGUCCAGCAGAUCUCUGUUAGCGCUUAGCGACCUGCUGUCCUUAGCGUUUGUUUCGCGCACAGGCAAAUGAGCUUGGGCAAACAAGGUUUCUCUAUUUUGUUUUCUGCCCCGAAGCUAGGGCCAGCUGGCUGCACUGUUGGCUAAUUGCGUCCAUCGUAACGCGCACGGCUAGGCUAAUGUCACCCUGCAUUACGUCGCUUUUUCCAUGGACCUCUCUUCAUUGCCGGGAGAUGGCCGAGGAGAAACCUUCGACCAUCUCCUGGCCAAGCUGAGCAUCCCAGCGCCGUCUACACAUCCCGAUCAUGGAUUGUGCUGCCACCUGGGAAAUAUUAGGUAAACCAGAAAUUCGUACGGUGGUCCACUUUGAUGCAGGGACAUUUGAUCUUUUGAUAAAGGGACGUUGCGAAGGGCAGUGCCGUGGGGUCAUGCCAUUCGCUCUUUUGAAACAACAGGCUGAGCUUUAAAGUAUUUGCGAUAUGCAAUGGGUGAUUUCCCGGGAAUAUGACGCAAAUUUGCAGGAUUUCGGAGAACGCUUGGUAUUAGGCCCACCCACCCCAACAAAAUCGGGGUUACGUGACCGAUUUUAUGCAUGGCGAAACAAUGCUAUCAGAGUAGAAUGUCUGAUGUUUCAAUCGCUUACCUGCUGCAUGGCAAAUUUCGGUUUUCUAUAACGCACCACGCACAACUUGUCUAAAAUUGGCCUCCUCCGCCUGCCUGUUUUGAGGCUCAUUUGGCGCAAGAUCGAAUGGAGCUGGCCUGAAUAUUGGAGAACCAAACAUACUGGUCGGAGCUAGAAGGACGGAAGACGGGAUGAGUGUAUGCUUCAUACCAUGUGUUGGCUUCACCCCCGCGGCCAGUGACAAGUCAUCCGUGUGCUAUCCUACGGCGAGAUUUUGGUUUUGUCCUGUGACGUCACCGGAGUUCGUGGCGUUGGCGCAGCAAAUACGGAAACGCCCACCCUAAGGCCGCCGUCACAUGAGCCACACAAUAUUUCAUCGCGCUCCUGGAGCCUCGAGCUCUCUUCACCCUCCAGUGACGUCAAUAAGGAGGACGGAACUGUCUGGCCUGUUAAAAAGCCUUGUUCACAGUAAUGCAGGUAUCUGGCGUCGGCGGUCUUGAAUGGCAUUGAUUGACGCUACAGCGCGCAGUGAUGCGAAGGCGUGCUCACCUGUUUGUUGAGGAUCGCCGUGCUGCGUCGUGUUUAGAACGCAAGCGCGCCUCGCAGCGGCGCCGCACUCAGAUCGUCGCAGAAGAGCGGUUAGUGAGAUCGCAGCGGACCUAGAACGCAUAGCGGCGUCCCGUCUCCCGUGCGCAGCCGCGUGGUUUGUUCUGAAGGGGGGAGGGGGGAGGGGAACGCCGGCCGCGUGCCCUCGUGUUGAUGGCCUCCUUUUGUUACCCUAUUUCAAGGUCCAGUGAGCCGGGCGUAGCGCGUGCUGUUAAGACUCCACUUUGACGUUAAGAAUGCCGCUGUCGGUGGCCGGCCCUGAUGGAUGGCGCGUUACUUUGUGAUGUAGGUAAAUAAACCACGAAUGCCGUUUUC